UACGUACUUGAAAUAAUGAAGCGUUUGGGGGAUAAAUGUAACUGCAGAGACAAAAUAUCAUCGCCCAUUACUAAAUACACGGAGUUAGAACCAGCUCUUUGCCAAGAGUUGCGCAAAAUCGUAGACGCGAUCGUAGUACCAGGAAAAGGACUGCUAGCUUGUGACGAGUCUCCUUCAACUUUUCAAGAACGAUUCGACGAGAUUGGCGUGGAAAAUACCGAAAUUAAUCGUCGCGAUUAUCGGCAGAUGUUGUUCACCGCAGAUAAGUCUCAAUUUUCAAAAUACAUAAGUGCUGUUAUUCUGCAUCACGAGACAGUUUAUCAAAAAACAUCCGAUGACGUCGAAUUGAUCGAAUUGCUACGUCAGAGAGAUGUCGUACCCGGCAUCAAGGUCGAUAAGGGCCUGGUCCCAUUAUUUAGUUCGAAGGACGAGAAUACUACGGAAGGCUUGGACAAUUUGCAAGAGAGAUGCAUUCAAUAUAAACGAGAUGGCUGUCACUUCACCAAAUGGAGAUGCACAUUCACAAUCUCAGAGACCACGCCGAGUCAACUGGCCAUGGUUACGAAUGCGAACGUCCUUGCAAGAUAUGCCAGUAUAUGUCAGAGUGCACGAAUGGUACCUAUAAUAGAACCCGAAAUAUUAAACUGUACCCAUGGAAUAAAUAGAGCGUUAGAAGUUCACGAAGAAGUACUGUCUAUUUUGUUUCGUAUUUUACAAGAGCAUCGUAUCUACCUUGAAGGUAUGAUCCUAAAGGUAGCGAUGGUUUUGUCGGGAAUAAAAAAUUCUACCAAUUGUUCGCCACAGAUUAUUGCCGAACAUACGUUAGCAGCUUUACAGAGGACAGUGCCGCCAGCAGUACCAGCGGUUAUAUUUCUAAGCGGAGGACAAUCGGAUGAAGAUGCUGUUUUAAAUUUAAACGCUAUUAACGCUUACGAAGGGAGAAAGCCUUGGCCUCUUACGUUUUGCUACGGACGUGCUUUACAAAAUACAGCAUUGAAAACGUGGAAAGGAAAUCCAGAUAAAGUGCAAGAUGCUCAAGCAGCAUUUUUAGAAAGAGCGAAGCUCUGCUCCCAAGCUUCGUUAGGAGAAUUAGAACCUGAAAACGGCGUGUGCACUAGGAAUUCUCGUUAAAAUUAUUGAUCAAUUAACAAAUAUCCAAUUAAAAGUUACGAAGUUAUAAUUAUACCUGUGUGGAAAUGAA
Bombus pyrosoma is the source of this 1201-nucleotide messenger RNA. RefSeq names its product fructose-bisphosphate aldolase-like. The coding region runs from base 16 to 1131 and encodes 371 amino acids. Gene Ontology annotation, biological process: fructose 1,6-bisphosphate metabolic process; glycolytic process. Gene Ontology annotation, molecular function: fructose-bisphosphate aldolase activity. The transcript has 6 exons. Lineage: Eukaryota; Metazoa; Arthropoda; Insecta; Hymenoptera; Apidae. The record is from RefSeq and is a predicted model, not a curated record. Gene Ontology annotation, cellular component: cytosol.